This is a messenger RNA of Micropterus dolomieu (smallmouth bass), 1930 nucleotides long. RefSeq names its product AFG3-like protein 1. The transcript is spliced from 8 exons. The annotation marks the transcript as partial. NCBI's taxonomy places the organism in Eukaryota, Metazoa, Chordata, Actinopteri, Centrarchiformes, Centrarchidae. Gene Ontology annotation, cellular component: m-AAA complex. The record is from RefSeq and is a predicted model, not a curated record. Gene Ontology annotation, molecular function: metalloendopeptidase activity; ATP hydrolysis activity; ATP binding. Gene Ontology annotation, biological process: protein-containing complex assembly; mitochondrial protein processing.
AUCGAUGCGGUGGGGAGGAAGAGGGGAGGAGGGAACUUUGGAGGUCAGAGUGAACAGGAGAACACUCUGAACCAGCUGCUGGUGGAGAUGGACGGUUUUAACACGGCUACUAAUGUGGUGGUCCUGGCUGGAACCAACAGACCCGACAUCCUGGAUCCUGCCCUGAUGAGACCGGGUCGCUUUGACAGGCAGAUCUACAUAGGUCCCCCAGACAUCAAGGGCAGGGCGUCCAUCUUUAAGGUCCACCUGCGACCAAUCAAAAUUGACCCCAGCAUGGACAAAGACAUUCUCGCCAGGAAGAUGGCCGCCGCCACCCCGGGAUUCACAGGAGCCGACAUCGCUAACGUCUGCAACGAGGCAGCUCUGAUCGCAGCCAGACACCUGAACCCGUCCGUCAACGGCAAACACUUCGAACAGGCCAUCGACCGGGUCAUCGGAGGUCUGGAGAAGAAGACUCAGGUCCUGCAGCCCACAGAGAAAAAGACCGUAGCGUAUCACGAGGCCGGUCACGCCAUCGUGGGCUGGUUCCUGCAGCACGCAGACCCGCUGCUGAAGGUGUCGAUCAUCCCGCGGGGUAAGGGUCUGGGUUACGCCCAGUACCUGCCCAGAGAGCAGUACCUGUACACCAGGGAGCAGCUGUUCGACAGGAUGUGCAUGAUGCUGGGAGGCCGCGUGGCCGAGCAGGUCUUCUUCGGCAAGAUCACCACCGGAGCUCAGGACGACCUGAAGAAGGUCACACAGUCCGCCUACGCUCAGGUGGUGCAGUUUGGGAUGAGCGACAAGGUGGGGCAGGUGUCGUUCGACCUGCCCCGGCAGGGUGAGAUGGUCAUGGAGAAGCCGUACAGCGAGGCCACGGCCGAGCUGAUUGACGAGGAGGUCCGAGAGCUGGUGGAGCGAGCGUACCAGAGAACCAUGCAGCUCAUUGAGGACAAGAAGGAGCUGGUGGAGAUGGUGGGGAAGCGUCUCCUGGAGAAGGAGGUCCUGGACAAGGCGGACAUGUUGGAGCUGCUGGGCCCACGGCCGUUCGACGAGAAGUCGACGUACGAGGACUUUGUGGAGGGGACGGGGAGCUUCGAGGAGGACACGAGUCUGCCUCAGGGCCUCCGAGACUGGAACCAGGAGAGAGGAGAGGAGGCCGAGGACACGAGCCCGGCUCAGGACAAACAGCAGGCCAUGUAGAGUCCGAAAACUCUGAAGAGAAACAAGCUUUAUAUCCAGCUGCAAAAAAACAACUUAACGCUGACUCGCAGUUUCACAGAGCCUGGGAGGUGUGAGGGGGGAUUUUUAUAAUAUAGAUGACCAGCAGCAAGGUCUCAGUUUCAUCCAGUUUGUCCCCUCAACACUCUCAGAUUUGAUUUUAAUUUUGGACCGAGACAUUUGGGUUUUGUCUGUUCUAAAAAAAGAUGUACAAAAGAGAAAGAAGAGGGAAAAUGAAAUGAUAAUUCCUGCUCUUAAAUUGGUUUAAUUAAGUAAUUUAAGUUUAUUAAUCACCACUUUGAGAGAAUGUUUCUGCCGCCAGGCUCUGCACCAUCUGCACUCAAAUGUAGAAUUUACUUUGAUUCCACUGAGGCUGCGAUCAGUUUGUUUUUUCACCGUUCGGACAGGAAGGCUCCAAAUCGCCUUAAACAGGAGAUAAACAGACUGUUUUUAAUAUUCCUUAAGCGAGUGUACAUGGUGCACAUUUACAACAGGCUGAUUUUUAUUUUUAUUUAUUUAUGCUCCCUGACUGACGAAGUGACUGUCUGAAGAAGUUUUCUGCAGCCAAAUGUUUCGCCGGGUUUAGUGUUCAUGCCUACAACACCAGAGCGACUGUCAGUUUGAGCUCUACGGAGUUUGGAUUUCUUUUAUACAAACACCUAGAUGCUGUAAAAAGAUGUGUAGAUGAUUGUGUACAUUUUGUGUGAUAAUGACUAAACAGGAAGCUGCUACA